Molecule: messenger RNA, 859 nt
Organism: Halichondria panicea
Lineage: Eukaryota; Metazoa; Porifera; Demospongiae; Suberitida; Halichondriidae
Exons: 6
Coding region: 104-757 (217 amino acids)
Source: RefSeq, a predicted model, not a curated record
UUAAGAACUAGUAGAGCAAUACAAUCUGACUGACGAGCAACUCAACAGUGAAAUAGAGGUUCCUGAUACUCCUGAAUUGGCCUUAUUUUUUGAUGAUGUGGAAAUGUAUUCAACUGCAAUGGGGCUAGCUAUUGCUGAACAAGCCGAUGUGAACCAAUCACGUGGAACUCAAACAGCCAUGAUGAAGUGCUUGCAAAUCUGGAAACAGCAUAAUCCUUUUCAAUCAACUUACAGAGCUCUACUGGAUAUCGCAUUGAGAUUGAGGAAAGGAGACACAGCUCAUCAAAUCUGUCAGCAAUUGACCCAACGAGGUGUGAGAGGUGUGGUCACUGGCUCGGACUGUAUACAGGUUGAGGCUGGCGUUGCACGGAAGGUUCCGACUGUAGCCAGGACUUUGGUGAACAUUGAUGAAGCCACUGAAGUACUGAGGAGAACAGUUGGUGAGAUGACCACCUCACAGCUUGGCUCUACUGUGGAGACUGUACUGUCACUAAUGGAGAAAAUGACAACUGCACUUCAGUCAUCUUCUCUGAGUGAGCUGACAGGCCACACUGACUCCAUACGGACAAAUGUUAUGUCCAUUCGUCGACUGGCCGGGAAGAUUGUCAAGGAGUGCAACAUUGGAGCCAGUCUCUCUAAGAUGGAGACUUUAUUUCGUCAGCUUGGACAGUUGGCCGAGGAUAAACUCGGAGACUGUCAAGGCCUGGCAGAGAGUGUUCAAACAUUGCCAAGAACAAUUAAUAGUGAACUUACAUAGUACAUGUGUAGCGUAUUAUUUGUUUUGUGAUGACCUGUAUUUUUAUCAGUUUGAAUGCACGUAUAAUUAUAUUGUUUGGAUGAUAAUUAUAAUUUGACAAUG